AUGAAGCCAGUCGACCCAACCAAGCUCAAUCAGCUGCUCCAAAGGAAGUCAAUCCUCAUGCUGGAUGCCAUUGGCCUCACAGUCAAUUUUAUCGAUACCAUCGUUCGACAAUCUCCGGGCUUUAUCACGACCAAGAAAGGAAAAAAGACAUUGCCCCUAGAGCUAUGGCUCGAGAUCCUCGGGUGGACAAGAGAGUGGAGCUGGCAUCUCCUUGUGCAGCCGCAGGGACUGGAACAUGGCUCGACUAAUACACUCAUCUGCGCCAAAAUCCCUGAAUGGAACCCUUGCGGGCGACUCCAAGAUAGUAGCGAUAUCGAAGUCUAUGAGUACUACCUUAACCAGCCAGGUGAUGGCCCAAACGAUGACCGGCCAUUUACUCUUCCCCAGACUCUCGACAAAGACUCGACGUGGGAAAUCCCGGUAACAGCUCUCAGCCAAGAGGACAUGAUACUCUGUGGCGACCUCAGGGUACCCGAUGUCAUCGCACAGGUAGAAAAUGGCGAGUGUGGCAUUUGUGGGAAAGGUCGAAGCAUUUGUGCCGGCUGCGGGGGUGGUCGCGAGAUUGCACAGAAUUUUUCCUUUGAUUGGGUCGCCGGUGACUGCUCUUAUAACUUCCUGUGCCCGCUAUGUAUAGGCCUCGGAUACGCGAGAAAAGAUCUGUGGCUGACAGAUGAUCGUAACGAGGGCAAGGAGGGAUACCUCACCGACGAAGAAUACGACGCUUGGGUUCAAAAUCGAUUCAGAGAGCUAGAGUAUUAA
Messenger RNA from Fusarium falciforme, 759 nucleotides. RefSeq lists its product as hypothetical. The transcript has a single exon. The coding region runs from base 1 to 759 and encodes 252 amino acids. Lineage: Eukaryota; Fungi; Ascomycota; Sordariomycetes; Hypocreales; Nectriaceae. The record is from RefSeq and is a predicted model, not a curated record.